CCAGCAAGUGCAAUUUAUUCUUCUAUCGAUAUCGCAUCUCUCUCCUCACAUUUCAACAUUGGAGGUAGAUUCCAUACCCAUUCAUCUUUUCACAUCCAAUUUAUAAUACUACGACCAUCUUUGUCAAAAUGGUUAUCUGUGAAAAUGUUCUCUACACCAAGGCAGCCGCUGGCCGGCUCUGCAAGGCCCUAGUCCUCCGACUAGUCACCAACCCCCUGGUCGUUCAAUUCGCCAAGAACGCCGGGUUCGACGUCAUCUGGGUCGAGAUGGAACACUCGACCUACUCCAUCACCGAGGCGAGCGCACUCGCCAGCGCCGGAAUGAUGGCCGGCCUGACGCCCAUCGUGCGCGUGCCCUACGAGUGCGGCAUGGGCUACGUGCAGCAAGUCCUCGACUCGGGCGCCAUGGCCGUGGUGUUCCCACACAUCGUGACCGUCGAAGACGCCAAACGGUCCGUGAAAAUGUGCAAGUUCCCACCCCUGGGCAAGCGCUCCCUAUGGCUGCAGCAAGCCGCAGUGGGCCUGAAACCCCUCCCGAUGCAGAAGAUGGCAGAGGAGAUCAACGCGCACGCAUCAGCAGUGGGCGUGAUGAUCGAAGCGGCGGAUAGUAUUCCCAACGUGGAUGCGAUUGCGGCGGUGGAGGGGGUCGAUAUGCUCAUUGUCGGCUGCAUCGAUCUGUCGACGGAUAUGGGCAUCCCGGGACAGGUGGAUCGGCCGGAGUUCCGGGCUGCGUUGGAGGCUGUUAGUGUGGCGUGUAAGCGUCAUAAUAAGGUGUUUGGGCUGGCGGGAAACUACAGUGACUUGAAGUUUCAGGAUUGGGCUAUCAAUACGUUGGGAGUACGCUUGAUUCUGGGUCAUGUGGACUCGAAUCUGAUUUCUGUGGGCGCGAAGGAGUGUGUGACUAGGAUAUCCAGUAUUGAUGGGACGGCUCUGAAUGGAGCUCAUACUAAUGGGUCUGCUCACACUAAUGGAUCUGCUUACGCCAACGGGUCUGCUGUCAACGGGUCUGCUGUCAACGGGUCUGCUGUCAACGGGUCUGCUGUCAACGGGUCUGCUGUCAACGGGUCUGCUCUCAAUGGAUCCGCGCUCACCAAUGGCAAGCAUGAUCUUGUGCAGACAAACUGAGCAAGGGUCACGGGUUGGAAGUUGAUACCGGAAUGAAUGUGACAACCAAUAAAAGAAAGACGCAAUAAUGACAUGUUAUAUACCGUUUGUUUACUAGACUUGGUUCUAUUGAAAAUCUGCCUGUUUGCACCCUUCGGAGAGUUGAGAUCAUUGAG
This is a messenger RNA of Aspergillus ibericus CBS 121593, 1279 nucleotides long. RefSeq names its product HpcH/HpaI aldolase family protein. The record is from RefSeq and is a predicted model, not a curated record. Gene Ontology annotation, cellular component: cytoplasm. The transcript has 2 exons. Gene Ontology annotation, molecular function: aldehyde-lyase activity. Bases 129 to 1124 code for a protein of 331 amino acids. NCBI's taxonomy places the organism in Eukaryota, Fungi, Ascomycota, Eurotiomycetes, Eurotiales, Aspergillaceae.